AUGAUAUACAAAGGAAUCUACCAUCUCUUCUAUCAAUACAACCCAUACGGCGCCGUUUGGGAUGUAAGAAUCGUGUGGGGUCACUCCACGUCACUCGACUUAGUCAACUGGUCCCCACAACCUCCAGCUUUCAGUCCAUCUCAGCCGUCGGAUAUCAACGGCUGUUGGUCAGGCUCCGUAACGAUUCUACCAAACGGCAAACCCGUCAUCCUCUACACCGGCAUUGACCAAAACAAAAGUCAAGUCCAAAACGUCGCCGUUCCGGUUAACAUUUCCGAUCCAUAUCUCCGAGAAUGGUCAAAAUCGCCGGGAAAUCCGCUACUAGCUCCCAACGCCGUCAACGGAAUUAACCCCGACCGGUUCAGAGAUCCUACAACCGCGUGGCUCGGACGCGACGGAGAAUGGCGAAUGAUCGUCGGGAGCUCGACGGACGAUCGUCGAGGAUUAGCCAUUCUUUAUAAAAGCCGAGAUUUCUUCAACUGGACGCAAUCGUCAAAGCCACUACACUACGAAGACUUUACUGGAAUGUGGGAAUGUCCUGAUUUCUUCCCGGUUUCGAUAACCGGUUCGGACGGUGUAGACACGUCGUCGUUUAAUGAGACUACCAAACACGUACUUAAAGUGAGUUUGAUCGAGACGUCACACGACUAUUACACCAUCGGAAGUUACGAUCGUGAGAAAGAUGUUUAUGUACCGGAUAUUGGGUUUGUGCAAAACGGAUCGGCUCCGAGAUUAGACUACGGGAAAUUUUACGCGUCUAAAACGUUCUUCGAUGAAGUUAAGAAACGAAGGAUCUUGUGGGGUUGGGUUAAUGAAUCGUCGCCGGCUAAGGAUGAUAUCAAGAAGGGUUGGUCUGGUCUUCAGUCAUUUCCAAGAAAAAUAUGGCUAGAUGAAUCGGGAAAGGAAUUGCUACAAUGGCCGAUUGAAGAGA
Molecule: messenger RNA, 931 nt
Organism: Microthlaspi erraticum
Lineage: Eukaryota; Viridiplantae; Streptophyta; Magnoliopsida; Brassicales; Brassicaceae
Source: the annotation of a GenBank genome assembly